GAUCGAGCAGGUGCCUUGUCUGCCUCAGUCCCCCCUACAGGUUGCUGAGCGUUGGCGUGAGUUAGAUCCAACUGAACGAUGGAGGACCGGCCCAGCGAGUUGUCCAUGCUCCCUCGGCGUCUCAGCAGUUCUCAGACGAACCUUUCUAAUGUCUCCGGCCCUGCCCUCACCCGGCCUCAACGUCAUCACUCCGGGUCAUCGUCUCCGCGACGUCUCAGCGGAAAUGUCACACCCGACAUGCUGCCCCGCAAGAAGUCCAUCAACGAACUGACGCCCAACAUGCUGUCUCGGCUCUCGGUUUUCGAACAGCAGGAGGAAGCUGGAGAUUGGAGCGCAGGAGCUGGUCUCGAAGAUGCCAGGCCGCGAGGUCUUCGGAAGUCAAGCAGGGACGGCGUGCACGGCGGUCGCAGGCCUUCGAAAGGGGAGAAUUAUAAAAAGGAACGUCACAGACUGACAAAAGAAGAAAUGGAUCGCGGAGGGGAUCGAAGUUCUGCGCGAGACGGCCGUGGUAUGCCAAUCCGGGAAGAAAGUUUGGAGCGUCGCAGGUCGACAGGGAAAGAAUAUGCAGAUGAUUUACAGAAUUCGUAUGCAGAUGGUUCACCUGAUUCGGAACAAAAUCAGCCUCAGAAAUCCAUUGGCAUCAAAGUCUUCGAUUAUCUCGUUCGAAGAUUCAGCAGCACAGAAGAAAGUUUCCCUCGAGAUGCGUCUGCUGUCAGGCCUCCCGAUUACGCCCCGCAAGACGGAUCGGAAAGCCAAACUUCAGAGAAGGAGGACGACGUUCUGAACGAGGAGCAUCUGAGCUCAACUGGAUACGGUAGACACACUCACAUGCUCGACUCGACACCUUAUGAAACCCAUGACUACUUCUAUGAAGAAAAGGACAGUGAAGUAUAUGCCCUAAACGAUGAACAAGUUUCACUUACUGACUCAACUGAAAUGCUAGAACCUAAAGAAAACAGAAAGAAGACAAUUGAUUCAGAGCUCUUUGGUUUUGUUGUUCGGAGAAUCAAUGAUAUCGAAAAUAUGUCUAACACUGAUACAGAAUCAGAAGGAUUAAUAGACUUUGAAGAUGAUGAUGAUGUACUUAGUAGAUCGGCUAAAGUAACUUCAUAUUACGAAAGCACCCUAAGGCAAAAGGAAAAGGAAAAGGAGACUGCAAAAAGACUUGCUAUUAUUCAAGAUGAGAAUGGAAGGAUUCUGCCAACGAUCGAAAUAGAGGAGGCAGAUCAGUUCCAUGAUAUGCCUGAUUUCAGGACCAGAGCAGCGGGUCACAAGAAGAAGAAAACGUCCAUGGCCAAGGGCAUCCUGAACUAUCUAUUCCGGAAUCGGAUAUCAGACCUCGAAGCAGCACCAGUCAGUGAAGCCUCACCUGUUGAAUCCCGUGUCCUGGAAAGUCCCUCCUCCAAAGCGGAAGAGGCUGUCCGCGAUUUCCUUGCCGAGAGCUGCGUCGCAAAUCCUCUUCCUGAAGUCAGCGAGGGCGGCGUGGUAAAAGCCGAGGUCCCUUCUGCAUACGAAGGCCACGAUGAAGACUUAGCGAAAGAUUCUGAUUUAGUAUCAAGCACGACAGAGGAGGAAAAUGUUCGAUCAAGCGAAUCUUUCACACUGCGGCUUUUGAAGUGGACUGUCGGCAUGAUGCCCAAAGCACAGCCAGAUGACUACCCAAACACUCCAACGAAUCCAGACCAGCCAGAUGACAACCUCAAAGAGACUAACGAAAAGCUCAAACCCGAAGUCAUUCCCGAAGAGGCAGAGGGACCCUUGGAUGAAGACGAAAGCUUGGCACAGAAAUCUGACAUGAAUGCCAAUUUCUUGGAGCAGAAUCAGUCUGACGACAGAGACUUAGUGAUUCUUGUAAUGUCACUUAUUCUUGUCGUUUAUAUCUUGACAUUAUAAGCGCUGUCGCAAUUUUUCAGCCUAAAUGGACGUGAAGCACAAUCUACAAUGAAAGAUGAUAGCGCUACAGUAGAAGCAUAUUCAUUUUAUACAUAUUUUACGUAUAUCAAUAUACUGCUUUUUUCUAUUUUAUGAGCUAUUCAUUAAACUAUAUCACAUCGCAUUUUUUUUACAGAAUAAUAUAACAUUUCAUGUAUUCUAGAUUCUAUAUAUCAUAAUCAUAUAUAAUCAUAACCCAGAUGAUUCCUAACUUUUGUUUGUGAUAGUGUUGGUAGAGUGGCUUAUAAUUACAUGCAUUCACAUGACUUAUGCCACAUAAUUUUACAGUUCCUUUAUGUAAUAUAAUUGUAUCAUCUUGAUGUAGAAGCCAGCGAUAUAUAUCGCUGCACUAGUAAUAUAAACUCCAUAUGUCCUGAAAAUUUGUAUAACACCUCAUGAAAAUGCAUUUCAUAAGUUGAUAUGAUAAAGUAUCACAUUAGUGUUUCAAUUAGCUUUACACCCUA
Penaeus indicus is the source of this 2396-nucleotide messenger RNA. RefSeq lists its product as uncharacterized. The coding region runs from base 79 to 1893 and encodes 604 amino acids. The transcript has 2 exons. Lineage: Eukaryota; Metazoa; Arthropoda; Malacostraca; Decapoda; Penaeidae. The record is from RefSeq and is a predicted model, not a curated record.